This is a messenger RNA of Carlito syrichta (Philippine tarsier), 3361 nucleotides long. RefSeq names its product arachidonate lipoxygenase 3 (gene ALOXE3). NCBI's taxonomy places the organism in Eukaryota, Metazoa, Chordata, Mammalia, Primates, Tarsiidae. The record is from RefSeq and is a predicted model, not a curated record. The coding region runs from base 499 to 2634 and encodes 711 amino acids. The transcript has 15 exons. Gene Ontology annotation, biological process: linoleic acid metabolic process; lipid oxidation. Gene Ontology annotation, molecular function: oxidoreductase activity, acting on single donors with incorporation of molecular oxygen, incorporation of two atoms of oxygen; protein binding; iron ion binding.
GCAGGUGCCCUGUGCUCAGCUCUGGCUGGGAGAGAGAAGGAAAGGCUCUUGGGGGACGUUGGGGAGUGGGCGGACAAGAGCCUCAGGGCAUCAGUGGGGCCCCUGACCAAGCGGAGGGCCGUGUCCCAGUCAUACGGGCGGCACCUCCUCGCUGUCUGCAUAUCAGCAUAUCAGGGUCCCUCCCUCCCUCCUCAUUGGGAUGCAGGCUCCUGGUAUCCAUCUGAGUAAGCCAGCCAGAGAGACCGGCUGUGUCAGAAGCAAGCAAACAAGUAUUAGGGUGCAAGGCUGUGGGCGGGGAGAGGGAGCCCGAGCCGCCAGCGGAGAGUUCCAGGGAGGGAGAAAGAGCCCAGGUGGAUCCCAGAGAGAACUGAGCCCUUCCUGAGGUCUACCCUGCCCUCCGCCCAGAAGCCCAGCCUUGCCUGGCCUGCCACUGUUUCUCUCCAGGCCGGCUGCUGCUGCGGUCAGCGUUGCGGAGAGCGUCCCUUCUUCCCUCUCAUCAUGGCAGUGUACCGCUUGUGUGUGACCACUGGUUCCUAUCUGAAGGCUGGCACUCGGGACAACAUCUCCGUCACACUGGUGGGCACGUGUGGUGAGAGCCCCAAGCAGCGGCUGGAUCGUGUGGGCAGGGACUUUGCCUCUGGAUCGGUACAGAAGUACAAGGUGCGCUGCUCAGAGGAGCUGGGAGAGCUCUUGCUGCUGCGUGUACACAAGGAGCGCUUCGCUUUCUUCUGCAAGGACUCCUGGUACUGCAGCCGCAUCUGUGUGACUGCCCCGGAUGGCAGCGUUUUCCACUUCCCCUGCUAUCAGUGGAUUGAAGGCUUCUGCACCUUGGAGCUGAGGCCAGGAACAGCAAGAACUAUUUGUCAGGACUCCCUUCCCCUCCUCCUGGAUCACAGGAUGCGGGAGCUCCAGGCCCGGCAGGAAUGCUACCGCUGGAAGAUCUAUGCCCCUGGCUUCCCCCGCAUGGUGGAUGUCAGCAGUUUUGAGGAAAUGGAGUCAGACAAGAAAUUUGCCUUGACCAAGACGGCACCUUGUGCAGAACAGGCUGACAGCAGUGGGAAUCGGUACCUACCUGGCUUCCCCAUGAAAAUUGACAUCCCAUCCCUGCUGCACAUGGAGCCCAAUAUUCGCUACUCAGCCACCAAGACUGCCUCGCUGCUCUUCAAUGCCAUCCCUGCGUCCUUGGGCAUGAAAUUUCGAGGACUGUUGGAUCGCAAGGGCUCCUGGAAGAAACUGGAUGACCUCCAGAACAUCUUCUUGUGCCACAAAACUUUCACCACAGACUAUGUCAAGGAGCACUGGCAUGAGGACCACUUCUUCGGGUAUCAGUACCUGAAUGGCGUCAAUCCUGUCAUGCUCCAUUGCCUCUCCAGCUUGCCCAGCAAGCUGCCUGUCACCAGUGACAUGGUGGCCCCUGUACUGGGACAGGGCACCUGCCUGCAGACAGAGCUAGAGAGGGGGAAUAUCUUCCUAGCGGACUACUGGAUCCUGGCGGAGGCUCCUACCCAUUGCCUAAACGGCCGCCAGCAGUACGUGGCCGCCCCGCUCUGCCUGUUGUGGCUCAACCCCCAGGGGGCGCUGGUGCCCUUGGCCAUCCAGCUCAGCCAGAUGCCCGGGCCCGAUACCCCCAUCUUUCUGCCCACUGACUCCGAUUGGGACUGGCUGCUGGCCAAGACGUGGGUGCGCAACUCUGAGUUCCUGGUGCACGAGAACAACACGCACUUUCUGUGCACGCAUCUGCUGUGCGAGGCCUUCGCCCUGGCCACGUUGCGUCAGCUGCCGCUUUGUCAUCCCGUCUACAAGCUCCUGCUUCCCCACACUCGCUACACGCUGCAGGUGAACACCAUCGCGAGGGCCACGCUGCUCAACCCCGAGGGCCUCGUAGACCAGGUCACGUCCAUCGGGAGGCAAGGUCUCCUUUACCUCAUGAGCACGGGUCUGGCCCACUUCACCUACACCAAUUUCUGCCUUCCGGACAGCCUGCGGGCCCGCGGCGUCCUAGCCAUCCCCAACUACCACUACCGAGAUGACGGCCUGAGGAUCUGGACAGCCAUCGAGAGCUUUGUCUCAGAAAUCGUGGGCUACUAUUAUCCUGGUGAUGCAUCUGUGCAGCAGGAUUCGGAACUGCAGGCCUGGGUUGGCGAGAUUUUUGCUCAGGCAUUCCUGGGCCGGGAGAGCUCAGGCUUCCCAAGCCGGCUGUGCACCCCAGGAGAACUGGUGAAGUUCCUCACCGCAAUCAUCUUCAACUGUUCCGCCCAGCAUGCUGCUGUCAACAGUGGUCAGCAUGACUUUGGGUCCUGGAUGCCCAAUGCCCCGUCAUCCAUGAGGCAGCCUCCACCCCAGACCAAGGGGACCACCACCCUGAAGAGUUACCUGGAGACGCUCCCGGAAGUGAACAUCACCUGUAACAAUCUUCUCCUCUUUUGGUUGGUCAGCCAAGAGCCUAAGGACCAGAGGCCACUGGGUACCUACCCGGAUGAGCACUUCACUGAGGAAGCCCCCCGGCGGAGCAUUGCUACCUUCCAGAGCCGCCUAGCCCACAUCUCAAGGGAUAUCCAGGAGCGGAACCAGAGCCUGGCACUACCCUACACCUACCUGGACCCUCCUCUCAUCGAGAACAGCGUCUCCAUCUAGCCUCCUCAUACUACCCCAGAAGAAAGAAAGGUCCGAGCAUGAGGAGGACCAGCUUCUCAGGGUCCUCCAAACCCUUCCAUCCUCCCUGUUUUCAGUCAGCCUGAACAUUUCCUUCUGCAUUUGGGGACAUUUUCCAGGCAAGAUGGUUCUGGCAUCACAUGGACUAGGGCCUAACCCGUGAGAUACCAGUAUAGCAGCGUCCAGGGUGAGAAGCCGCUGACUUAAGUCAAAUGCACAAUAGCCUCUCCAAAAGAAAGAAACCCCUUCAUCCCUUGCUCUACUUUGGGCAGCCUUCUCUUCCAGACUCUUGUAGGAAUCUCCCUCUGCCCAUUGGGAUGCCCAGCUUGGAUUUCUGAGCUCCCCCGCUUAGUCUUCCCUUAUCUCCAGACUCCCCUACUGUGUCAUUUUGCUUCCCUUUUCCUCCAAGCCUUGGACCAACCAACUUAGCUUCCUUGUCAGAAAGAGCCUGGAAACUGGGCACAGAAGGGCUAUGUGCCCAGGUUGGUGAACCCCUAUGCUUCUUUUAAGGGGCAUCUUUAGGGGAGAGGAAGAAUUAGAACCCAGCUUACUGGGAUCUCUUACUGCAGUUCUCAGGGACAGCCUCCUCGGCUUGGGUGUGUGUGUGGGGACCUCCCUUCAGCUGUUGUUCUACCCCACUGACAUCCCAUUUGUUCUUUUUGUCUUUGAGUCCAGUGAGUUCAAUAAAAAUCAAUAUAUUUGGCUCUUA